This is a messenger RNA of Paraphaeosphaeria sporulosa, 1711 nucleotides long. RefSeq names its product DUF500-domain-containing protein. Lineage: Eukaryota; Fungi; Ascomycota; Dothideomycetes; Pleosporales; Didymosphaeriaceae. The record is from RefSeq and is a predicted model, not a curated record. Gene Ontology annotation, biological process: actin cortical patch localization; actin filament bundle assembly. Gene Ontology annotation, cellular component: actin cortical patch. Bases 1 to 1227 code for a protein of 408 amino acids. Gene Ontology annotation, molecular function: actin filament binding; phosphatidylinositol binding. The transcript is spliced from 4 exons.
AUGCCCUUCUCAAUCAAUAACCCGCUGCCGUCGUCUAUGAGGAGCGAAUGUAGGAAGGCUGGCAAGAUCCUAGCAUCGUUCGUAGACCCGCGGCAGGCAUUCGGGCCCGACAAGAUCAUUCCGCCCCAGGUGCUUGCGAACGCGAAGGGCCUCGCGAUUCUCACAGUGUUCAAAGCCGGUUUCCUCGGAACCGCGCGCUUCGGGUCCGGCAUCGUCGUUGCGCGACUCGCUGACGGCUCGUGGUCGGCGCCCUCAGCCAUCGGCACCAUCGGCGGUGGUUUCGGCGGCCAGAUAGGCUUCGAGCUUACCGACUUCGUCUUCAUUCUCAACGAUGCGAGCGCAGUGAAGACGUUCGCCCAGGCCGGGUCGCUCACCUUCGGCGGCAACGUGUCGAUAGCCGCGGGGCCUGUGGGACGCAAUGCCGAAGCAGCCGGCGCGGCGAGCUUGCGCAGCGUAGCCGGUAUUUUCAGCUACAGCAAGACCAAGGGCCUGUUCGCCGGCGUCAGUUUGGAGGGCAGCGGCAUGAUCGAGCGCAGAGAUGCCAACGAGAAGCUGUAUGGCCGCCGGUGGACUGCGCGCGAGCUCCUCGGCGGGCAGGUCCCCCCACCGCCCGCCGCAGAGCCCCUCAUGCGCGUGCUGAACUCCCGCGUCUUCGCCGGCGUUGCAGGCGCCCAGAGCGCAGACGCCAUGUACAACGACAUCCCUGUGUACGACGAUACGCACGACGACGUCGUCUGGAAUGGCCGCCGCGGCUCAGCAAUGGGUGAGGGUGUCCGCACAAACCGCACAGGCUCCAUGGGCCAGGCAGACGAGUACGAAUACCGCGACCGACCGUCGCGCGCGUCCACGUGGCAGGACGACGUGUACGACCGCCAGCCCGUGUCUGCCGGCAUCAACCGCUCCUUUUCCACGCGCGCGAACCCCAACGAGACUUUCGACCGCUUCGACAACCGAUCGAGCAGAGGCUCAGGCUUCGGUGAUGAUUUCGCAGCGAAGCCGGGGCGGCCGACGGCCCCGAAACCAGUCUUCAGAAGAGACAGCAUGAAGCCGGGACAGGCUAUCGCCAAGUUCACGUUUGAUGCAGACCAGCCCGGAGACCUGGGCUUCAAGAAGGGUGAAAUCAUCACCAUCGUCAAGAAGACACAAAGCGAGGCAGAUUGGUGGACAGGCCGGAUAGGCGACCGGGAGGGCAUAUUCCCGAGCAACUACGUCGAAGUCGUCGACUAGAAAUGGACAAGCUCCGACAUUCCGCCAGCGACGACCUAAGACCCAUCUCAAGACCCUCCACCAACAGAUCCUGCACCCUCGCCCCUUCGCUACGUUGCCCUCGUACGAUGGUUGAGGCAGUCUCCAUACUCCGAUGCAGAAGCACCCCGCCCCUCGCGAUUCCGCCGCGCCUUGCACAGUGUCUCUAGACUCUCGACCUCAGACAUAGACGGCCACUGAAACCACUUCUCCCUUCAUCCUUGUUUCCAUCAUUGAGAUUCCCCGCAUCUGCCCAUCGCCGCACCGUUGGUCCAUCUUCUCUUCCUUCGUCCAAAAUUGGUUCUGCUCUAUCUACCGCUAGGGCAUUUCACGGCGUUGUACUAGGGUGCUUCAACUUGGCUGCUUUGUUCUUCUAUUCUUACGUGCAAAGUUUGGCGCUGGGUAGAUUGAGACUUGAUUGAGACUUUUGGCGUCAAAAGAGUUCGUAUCUUCAAUGAAAUUGUGC